UAGAUGGGAUGAUAAAAGUGAUGAACAAACAUCUCAAUUCAACAUCUCAAAUCUGGCAAUGAAAAGAAAAGCCGACACCCAACUUUGCUCUUUUUCUUAUAAAAAAAAAUCAAAGGAUUGGGUAUCUUUGUUUUACGCAUAAUUUGAAUUGAUCAUGGAGAAGAAGAAGAUGGAGGUGGAUGCUGCUUUGGAAGGGUUUUCGCCGAUCUCUACAACUAGGAUUUCCUGGAAUUCCAGGAAACGAUCCGCUAGCGGGAGGAAUUUAGACAAGGCAAGACAAGAAGGGACUGCUAAUGUGACACCCACCAAACAGGAUGAACCAACUCUUGAUCAAGACAAUACACCGGAUUCCACUACAACUUCUGAACAUUCGGAGCGCCGGAAGGCUCUGUUUGAUCCACUAGAGCCUAUAAAAAACAUCAACGGUCGGCGACCAUCGACUGAAUCUUUGCUUCCCCCACCCAGCUUUGAUGCUGCAUGCUAUCCAAAGGGCUCGCUGAUCGGAAAGAAGAGGAAGCUGGUAAAUGUUGAUGUUGUGGAGAGCAUGCGAAGGAUUGCAGUCCAGGAAAUGAACAGAAAGGAUAGGGAAAUUGACGGGUUGAACAAGCAGUUGGAAGAAGACUCGAGUUGCGUAGAAUAUCUGCAACUACAACUUUUACAAGAGAAAAGUAAAAGAUGGGAGGUAGAGAGGAAGGAUGCGAUGCUUCAAGAACAUAUAUCGAUGCUGAUGAAUAUGUUGCAGGAAAGUCCAGAUGUUGAUGAAACAUGAAGAAAAUUUCAUUUGUUUGUUGGUUUAAUUCUUUUGUUGGUUUAAUUCUUUUGUUUGUAGAGUUUAGCAUGUAUGUUGUGUUAGAUAUGGUUAAGUUUGUUUGGCGUGUAAGUUG
Molecule: messenger RNA, 884 nt
Organism: Hibiscus syriacus
Lineage: Eukaryota; Viridiplantae; Streptophyta; Magnoliopsida; Malvales; Malvaceae
Product: protein HEADING DATE REPRESSOR 1-like
Exons: 3
Coding region: 155-769 (204 amino acids)
Biological process (GO): regulation of flower development
Source: RefSeq, a predicted model, not a curated record